UUGUUUUUUUUUUCUCUUUUCUCGUAUUUUAUUUACCACUUAUCAUUUUGUUGGCGGACACAAUGUUGGACUGAUCUAUAGGUUUGUUUCAAAAAAUAUGUUAGCAAAUGAAGGGGCUUGCAUUUUCGGUACGAAUUGCAAGCAAUCUCUCAGGUGUACACAACAUGGUCUCCAAAGGGUAUUAAUUCGCACAUUCAUUAGAUACAAAAUGAUGGAGGGCAUUGCAAUGAUGGCAGAAGGCAAGUUGUUCAACGAAAUUGAAAUUACGAGGAAAGUAUUGCAAAUGGUAGUGCUUGAAGAAAUUACGGCCUUUGGAUUGACCUCAAGUCAUCCUCCACUUUCACUGUUACCGUGUUCGCCACUCACUUUGACUCAGCCAUAUAUUAUUUUACUUUAAUUUGUUAAUUCUUAUUUAAACGGCCAAAUCCUUUGUUUCAAAAUAUGAAGAUGAAAAUGAAGAACGUUAGUGUGACUUUAUUGAUUUUUGUUUUGGUGGAAGUGAUAUGGUGCGAAGGGUGUUGGAAGGAAGAGAGAGAAGCUCUUUGGAGUCUAAAUCCCCUUCUUGGCUUCCCUUUGUCUCGGCAAAAGGAAGGCAGAGAUUGUUGUGAAUGGGAAGGAGUGAAGUGCAACUCCUCCACAGGGAGAGUGACCAAACUUGAUCUUCAUGGCCUGGGGAGUGUAAGAAUAAGUUACGCUGAUCUUGUUGUCUUCAAAGAUUUGAAGAGCCUCAAUUUGAGCCAUAGUUCUGGGAUAUUUGAUUGUGCAGACAGUGAAGGGUUGGAAAAUCUGGAAGUCCUUGACUUAAGUCACAGCAUUAUAGAUAACGUCACCGACAUUUUUCUUUGUUUGAAUGGUCUUCCAUCUCUCAAAUCUUUAUAUUUAUCAUACAACGGCGGUUUCGAUGCAACAUUCAACGGUUUUGAAACUCUCUCAUCCAAGUUGCUCAGAUUAGAAGUCCUUGACAUAAGUUGGAACUAUUUGACUAAUGACAUCUUGCCAUCUCUCGGGGGAUUCACAUCUCUGAAGGAACUCUAUUUGUCUGGCACCGAAUUGAUCACAGAUAUGCAUAUUCAAGGUUUAUGCUCUAUGUUGAAGAAUCUUGAGGUCCUUGACUUGUCUGACAACAACUUCAGUGACAGUGAUAUUGCAUCUGCUCUUAGUGGACUUUCAUUUCUCAAGUCUUUAAAUUUAGAAAACAGUCAACUGACUCCAACAUCCAUUCUUAAUAUAUCAAAGAUAAUGUCUCUGGAGAUUCUUGACAUGGAGGGAAACAACUUGGAUGAGAGCAUAUUGAGGAGUUUUGAGAAGGAUGGAUUUACGUGGCCAACCAAUUUACAAGUCCUAAAGCUGCGUUCAAACAGUUUCUCCAAUGAAUUUCUUUCGUCUCUAAGUGGGCUUCAACGUCUCAAAUCCCUUGAUUUAAGCAGCAAUCAUUUAAGCGGGCCGUUGGAUAUAAGUGGAUUAUUGGCUUUAACCAGUUUGGAGAUUCUUGAUCUAAGUUUUAACGAAAUUAACAGUUUCACCAGCGAAUUUCUUUCAUCCCUAAGUGGGCUCCAGCGUCUCAAAUCCUUAGAUUUAAGAGUAAAUCAAUUAAGCGGGUCGUUCGAUAUAAGUGGAUUGUUGGCUUUAACCAGUUUGAAGAUUCUUGAUCUAAGUCAUAACGGAAUUAACAGUGUUGUUGUCCAUCAAGUUUCAGGAUCAAAAAGUCUAAACAAAUUGGAUGUGCUUACUUUAGAUGGAAAUAAUAUCAAUGGAAGCAAACUGAGGGAAUCACUGCAACCUUUCCCAAAUAUUAAGAUGCUUUCUAUGACUAGUAAUGAGAUUAUAGGAACCAUCACUGCAGGAGAUUUUCGUGAUUUAAAAAGCCUUGAACACUUGGCACUGGACUUUAAUCAUGACCUUGACAACGAGUUUUUCCAAAGUAUUGGGGAGUUGACUUCUUUGAAAGUUUUAUCUGCUACUGAAUGUAAAAUCAAUGGCACCCUUCCUCCUGCUGGUUGGUUUAAGCUGAAGAAUCUCGAAAUAUUAGAUCUAAGCGAAAAUCAAUUUGUUGGAUUGCUUCCCUCAUCCUUCUCAAACAUGACAUCUCUUCGAAAGUUAAAACUUUCAUACAAUCAUUUCAGUGGACAAUUUGAUUCUAACAUUGCUAGUCUUACAUCACUUGAAUAUUUUGGUUUUACUGAAAACCAAUUUGAUAUUCCCAUUUCUUUUACACCAUUUGCCAAUCAUUCAAAUCUUAAGUUCAUAUAUGGUGAAGGCAACAAAGUCAUUUUAGACUUACAACCUAAUUUCCAAACUUGGAUUCCUAAAUUUCAAUUACAAGUGCUUAGUUUACCUUCAACAACUGUGAAUUAUUCUCUUCCACUCCCCAGGUUUCUUCUACAUCAAAGAAACUUGACUAGCUUAGAUUUCACUAGUUGUAGAUUGGAAGGAUUGUUUCCUUACUGGUUGUUUGAAAACAACACAAAAUUGACCGAGCUUCUUGUCAGAAAUUGCUCUUUCACGGGUGCUCUCCAUCUACCAUUACAUCCCCUUACAAGCAUGAGGAGAAUUGAUGUAUCUGACAAUAACAUAACUGGCCAAAUCCCCAAUAACAAUAUUAGUUCAAUUUUACCAAAUUUGCAAUUUCUAAACUUGUCUAGAAACCACAUCCAAGGUUCAAUUCCACCUGAGUUUGGCCAGAUGAGAUUUUUGAAUACUUUAGAUCUCUCAGAUAAUCGUUUAUCAGGAGAGAUUCCAAAGAACAUAUCCGGGGAUGGGUCAAUGCUCAAAUACUUGAAACUUUCACAAAAUGAGUUAGAUGGACCCCUAUUUCAAUCUUUGAAAUACUUGGAGCAAUUGUAUUUAGAUGACAAUAGCCUUUAUGGAAGCAUACCAAAUAGCUUUUUUAACUCAUCUCUCCAACAUUUGGAUCUAAGCUAUAAUAAUUUAGUGGGGCAACUAUCAUGUGCCAUAGGAAAUUUGUCAAACUUGGAAACACUUUCAUUGUCCAACAAUCAUCUUGAAGGGUCUAUUACGACAAGGCUAAUUGAACUCGAAUCUCUAUAUUAUCUUGAUAUCUCCGACAAUAAUUUGAUUGGUUUUUUGCCAUCUUUUGUCAAUUCUUCUCUGGAAUACAUUCAUUUGAGCAACAACAUGUUAAGUGGUUUACCCAAAAGAAUGUUCCGAAAAAGAUCUUCCUUAAAAAUUCUAGACCUUAGCAACAAUCAAAUAGUCGGUAGCAUUCAAGAUAUGAUGGAAGACCUUGCUCCUACAAGGUUGAAUAUACUCAUUUUGAAAGGUAACCGGUUUACAGGGCAUUUACCAGAACAGAUAUGCCAAUUUGAAGAUUUGAGUAUAUUAGAUCUUUCUUAUAACAAUUUUUUUGGUCUAAUACCCAAUUGCUUGGGUAAAAUGCCUUUUAAGAAUGAUGAACCACUCUCAUUAGUGGCUGCAUAUAACGGCUUUCGUGGUAAAAAAUAUAGCUAUGCAGGGGAUUGGAUAUAUAAUAUAAGAGGGAAAGCAAACUUCACUACGAAGAAAAGAUCCUACACAUAUACUGGGAGCAUCCUUGCUUAUAUGUCUGGAAUUGAUUUAUCCAAAAAUAAACUAAACGGAAGUAUUCCAUUUGAGCUUGGAAACUUGACAAGACUUCGAGCAUUGAACUUGUCUCACAAUGAUUUGAUUGGACAAAUUCCAACUUCAUUCUCUAAUUUAGUACAAGUAGAGAGUUUAGAUGUUUCUUUCAAUAUAUUGAGUGGUCAAAUUCCUCCUCAACUAAAUCAGUUGCACUUUCUUGCUGUAUUUAGUGUUGCACAUAACAAUUUAUCAGGCGAUACACCCGAGCAAAAAGGCCAAUUUAUUACCUUUGAUGAAAGUAGCUAUGAAGGAAAUUCUCUUCUUUGUGGACCUCCAUUGCUAAAAAGUUGUCAUCCUGAUGCACCAUCACCAACCAUUUCUCCAAAUGAUGAAGACUAUGACAGUCCAGUUGACAUACUUGUUUUUUGUGUAAGUUUUGUUGUGGCAUACACAUCGGUAUUGUUGGUAAUUGUUGUCACUCUCUACAUUAAUCCUUUUUGGAGGCGGGCAUGGUUUUUCUAUAUGGAAAUGAUCAUCUUAAGUUGUUAUUACUUUAUCUUAAGUUGUUAUUACUUUAUGGAAGAUAAUUGGAGGAAGUUUUCAAAUCCUAGAAAUAUGUAACGCAGGUUGUCUUGUAUGCCUUAGAUUGUCCUGUUGUUUACUAAGAUUGAUUAA
Messenger RNA from Vigna radiata var. radiata (mung bean), 4233 nucleotides. RefSeq names its product leucine-rich repeat receptor protein kinase MSP1-like. The record is from RefSeq and is a predicted model, not a curated record. Gene Ontology annotation, molecular function: protein binding. The coding region runs from base 442 to 4179 and encodes 1245 amino acids. Lineage: Eukaryota; Viridiplantae; Streptophyta; Magnoliopsida; Fabales; Fabaceae. The transcript has 11 exons.